UGAAACCUUUUUUUUGGAGACAGCUUCCUGUUUUGUGGUGUGAAGUUGAAGAUGGCGCCGCGUGAAUUACUGUCACAAAACGCCGUCAAGCCAGAAACUAGAAGGCAACUUCUGGAAAUGGCUCGGGAGGAGCAGAGUGGCACUUCACAACAAACAUCAGCCAGUGACGAACACCAGGGGACAGAGAACCAGGUUUCUGUCAAUGAGAUCCUCUAUAACUCUAUGACUGAAUGUGAAGAAGAAGAAGAAGAAGAAGAAGAAGAAGAAGAAGAAGAAGAAGAAGAAGAAGAAGAAGAAGAAGAAGAAGCGAGGCCCAAGCUAGUGCAAAUGGAGGAGAAGGCAUUUAUAUCAAGUCUGCACUCUUUUAUGAAGGACAGAGGUACACCUAUAGAAAGGAUCCCACAUCUGGGCUUCAAACAGAUUAAUAUUUGGAGGAUCUACAAAGCUGUUGACAAACUUGGGGGCUAUGAUUCAGUGACAGCACGGCGUCUUUGGAAGAAGGUGUAUGAUGAGCUGGGAGGAAGUCCAGGUAGCACCAGCGCUGCUACUUGCACUCGAAGACACUAUGAGAAACUGGUGCUGCCCUUUGAAAGACAAAUAAAAGGAGAGGAGGACCGACCUCUGCCUCUAAGCAAACCACGGAAGCCAUAUAAGAGAAAUUUGGAUAGCAAGGUCACCAAGGCUGAGAGAAAGAGGAAAAGGACUCAGUCGGAUAGAGAGAUGGACUCAGAGAUAGAGAUACUCACCGAAAGAAGUCCAGAGGCAGCUUGCCAAAGUGAAGCAGUGAUGCAUCCUCACCCCUGGGCCGCCACCUCUGAUGGACACCGCUCAGACUGUUCUUUGCCAAGCCGAGCCACCACCGGUCUUUGCAAAUCUGUCUCUGCCCACCUUGUCCAGGUCCCCACAUCCUGGGCUGCUCAUAUCCCGUCUGCUGCCGGAGAGGUCAUCUCUCCUCUGGAGAAAAAAAAGCGGAUGGCUCAGGCGAGCCUGAACUUGCCACUGAAUCCUCACACUGAGGAUAAAGAAAGGCCCUCCGUCAUUCACUGCUCCCAGUCUCCGGCCCGGGCUUCUUCCAGCCGGAACUGCGAAUGCUCCGACAGCUCGCCGCCUGCUUCAUCCCCAUCCUCUUCACGCAGCCCUUCCCCUUACUCUGUUUCAUCAGAGGAUGGCCCAGAAAGAAAUGAAGAUUAUUCUGCAUUAGGCUCUCAACUUUCCCAAAACUGUACUAGCGCUGUGAAAAAUAUCCCAAGCUGUAGUGAAGAAAGGAAGUGUAGUCAGAUAUCCAAAGACCCUGCAGGACAGAAUAAAGACAUCAGCUCCCAAUCCACAGACUCCAUUAAAGUCCAGAAUAAAGACUCUGACUGGAAGCCAAUUCACAAAGGGAGAGGCAAAUAUUCCAGCCAACCUUUCCAGUCAUUCUCCUCUUCGGAUUGGGCUUCAACAUCUACCUCUGGUUUCACCAAAGUUAUUCCAAAAUCUGUGCAGCUUCUGCGGCCCGCUCCUAUUCGUCCAGGUUAUAAAGCCCAGCAGGGCAGGUUGAUGCAGCAGGACGAGUCUCUGACUUGUGCGAAGAGGCUGAACAACAUGACUCCCUGGCUUUAUCAGACAGAGAAGAGGGAGAAAUCCAGGACUAUGCAACAGAAGGUUCCCCCCACUCAGCAUAGUCUGGCCCAUUCCACCGCCAGUCUGCCGGUGUCGUGUGUCCUGUCGAGCUACGACAAAUCAGGGAGAUACUCUCGACACCAGCCUCUAUUACAUCCUGCUUUUCUCCCCAACCGAAUGAGACUACCUCAAUCUCAACUAAUAUACCGACACGUCCCGAUGAGUCCAGUUCACUCUACUCUCAUGGGGUCUGUUGUUUACCCAUAUCCCUACUCCAUUCCUCUGUUAAAUCCCCAAAAUGGAUAUGCCCUACCUGCUAUGCAUCCCUUUUACCCUCACAAGCUGUGAUUCUUGGUAUUUUAACUCUAGACUUCAAUAAUAAUAAUAAUACAUAAAUGCAGUUUAAGCUUGCUGGCCUCCUUGUCUAUUGCUCAUAGUCAUUUUGGUAAAGCCUACUUGUGUUUUAAACAUGCUUAAGUAUGCGACACAGACAUAUUUAGGUGAUGUGGCUUCACAGCCAUCCCCCAGUGGUGAACUAGUUAAUGUCAGAACUGUGUGACUGUGUUGACCUUCUGUGGCCAAAUGAAGUGAUGGCUAGAGAUAUAGUAUAGGAUCACAGUGAAACAAGUUCAAUCGUGGAUCGAACGGAUGCAUCGUAGUUUUGCUAUAGUUUGAUUAAAUGCUAAACAAUAAGCCACAGUGCUUAUGCAAUGACACGUUUUUGUGAUUAUGCCAAAUUCUCAAUAGCUAGCCUAAAUAUAACCAGUUAAAUUAAACAAAACCACAGUUGUUUGUUCUCACUUGCACAAUUUCUAUACUUUAUGUUGAAAGCAAAGAACCUUCUUGUUGUACUGUAUUGUGAAGUGUGUUGGACAUAAUGCUACUUUAUCAAUACUGUAUGUAUCAAUGUUUAGACAUUUCUCAAAGAUAGUAUAAGCAAAGCUCAUUGUCAUGCAAGUGUACUGAGACAGAGAGUAAGUAAAGGAUCAUAGAAA
This is a messenger RNA of Cyclopterus lumpus (lumpfish), 2597 nucleotides long. It is a transcript of the gene arid5a, whose product is annotated as AT rich interactive domain 5A (MRF1-like). The transcript has 7 exons. Gene Ontology annotation, molecular function: transcription cis-regulatory region binding. Gene Ontology annotation, biological process: regulation of transcription by RNA polymerase II. NCBI's taxonomy places the organism in Eukaryota, Metazoa, Chordata, Actinopteri, Perciformes, Cyclopteridae. Bases 52 to 1950 code for a protein of 632 amino acids. Gene Ontology annotation, cellular component: nucleus. The record is from RefSeq and is a predicted model, not a curated record.